Molecule: messenger RNA, 432 nt
Organism: Saxophila tyrrhenica
Lineage: Eukaryota; Fungi; Ascomycota; Dothideomycetes; Mycosphaerellales; Extremaceae
Exons: 2
Coding region: 1-432 (143 amino acids)
Source: RefSeq, a predicted model, not a curated record
AUGGCUGAACAACAUCAGAUCACGGUGAACGGGCGACUUGUCGACGUCUGGCGAUUCAACAGAGCCCAACAAGAGUCUGGCGUCCUCGCGAUCGUCUUCCUAGACGAAUUCCAAGACGAACUUCGGCGCCAGCUACUAGGUCCAACACGUCCCACGAAACAAGAAGAACUCUCGAAACUCCAGAAAGCGCUUCGCUCACGGGCAGCGCUCCGGUCAGAACUCACUCUGGGAAUGCGAGCUCUCUUCGCAGCGAGCGACGACAGCCACAUGCGGAUGACCCACGAGGCGUUUCGGCGGAUCUGGUCCGUGGAGAAGGUGGAGGCGCUGGUGGAGUGUCUGUUGGGAGAGGCGGAGGCUCUGGCGGAGGAAGUCGGUGGGGAGGAGGGGGAAGAGAUCAGGGGAUACUUUGGCGUCGGGUGGCUUGAUGCUUGA